Messenger RNA from Gloeophyllum trabeum ATCC 11539, 6531 nucleotides. RefSeq names its product polyketide synthase (gene pks3). The annotation marks the transcript as partial. The transcript has 20 exons. The record is from RefSeq and is a predicted model, not a curated record. NCBI's taxonomy places the organism in Eukaryota, Fungi, Basidiomycota, Agaricomycetes, Gloeophyllales, Gloeophyllaceae. Gene Ontology annotation, molecular function: fatty acid synthase activity. Gene Ontology annotation, biological process: fatty acid biosynthetic process.
UUAGCACAGAUAGGGAUAGCGGCACAGUUACCAAGUGGCAGUCACAGCGAUACCAACUUUGACUUCGAUUCAUUCUUCCGGUUCCUUCUGAACAAGGGUGAAGCAUACGAGACAAUUCCAGUGGAACGCUUCAAUGUCGAAAGGCAUGGACUUGGGCGAGUUAAAACCAAGAUGGGCUCCUUCCUCAAGGAUAUCGACCUACUCGAUGCCAUCGAGUUUGGAAUGACGAGCAAGGAUGCCCGCUUGAUGCCGCUUGGCGGGAGAAAACUCAUAGAGACCGCCUUCUUAAGUUUACUCGACUCUGGAAUUGACUACCGAGGAAAGAAUGUGGGAUGCUUCAUGGCAGCAGUUGCUCAUGAUAUAUGGUCAAUCUCUGGUCAUGAUGAUGCUGAAGCAGUAGGCUCGUUCACCGCAGCGCCCUCAAUGGUGGCGAAUCGAGUGUCCUAUCACCUCGAUCUCCGCGGCCCAUCUGUCCCCGUGGAUACUGCCUGCAGUUCAAGUCUGUAUGCAACUCAUCUGGCAGUACAGGCCCUCAGAAACGGGGAGUGCGAAGCCGCUGUAGUUGGUGGUUGUCAAAUCAAUCACAGAUUCGCCGACUGGUUGGUAUACAGUCAGGGAGGAAUUCUAUCUCCCGACGGCAAGUGCAAACCCUUUGAUGCAUCUGCAAAUGGGUUUGGUAGAGGUGAAGGUGUUGUCUGUAUCGUGCUCAAACCCACGACCGCUGCAAUCCGGGAUGGGGAUAAGAUCUAUGCCAAUGUACGUGUGGGCCAAAUCAAUCAUGGUUUGAUUUCUUCAAGCAAGUCCUUCAUUAGAUUCUCGGUACUGGACGUAGCUCCCGUGAAUGCACCGGUAGCAUCUGCUCAAUAUGAUGCCAUGCGCCGUGCUUUUGCUCAAGCAAGGCGUGAUCCACGAGAGGUCGAUUACGUCGAACUACAUGCUACUGGGACAGCACAGGGUGAUCCGACGGAAGCAAACUGGAUUGGUGAGCAGUUCCUUGGAGCAGAAUCCUUGUGCAUAGGCAGCGUGAAGGGAAACAUCGGCCAUCUUGAAAUCACGUCAUUCCUUGCAUCUUUAUGUAAAGUUUGCGGCAUGUUUCAAACAGGUGUCAUACCCCCCAAUGUCAACUUUCGCGACCCCAACCCCCUAAUCCAGUGGGAAAGGUUUAAACUUCAAGUCCCCACCAGCCCGGAACUGUUAGGCUGCAAGUCGCUGAGUGGAUGUUCACUGAUUGCCAUGUCCAGCUCGGGCAUUGGGGGGGCCAAUGGGCACUGUGUCAUUGAAGAACCUUCUCCUCGCUCUCCUUGUCAGUUUACCUUUUGGAGGGAAGAAGUGUCAUCUGAACCUCUCCCCGCUGUGUUGGUUGCUGCUGGCCUUACUCCCCGUUCCGCGGCUGCCAUUGCAGAUGAACUCCAUAAUAUGGUUACCAAGGACAACCAACACGACAUCUCUUGUAUCUAUGGACGCCGCUCUCGCUCUUUGAUAUGGCGUUCCUUCUCUGUCGCCGUGAAUGGCCGGCUGUCGCCUUUCUCAAAGCCGGUGAUGAUGCCUAGACUGGCUCCUAAAAUUACAUUUGUAUUCUCUGGCCAGGGACCACAGCACAUUGAUAUGGGCUAUUCCCUGAUGGAGAAGACGGGCCUUUUUUCAGCCACUUCUGAGCUGUGCAACUUAUCCCAGGAUGUGUGGCCUAUCUCAGUCACCCUUCCCGCUAUUGCUAUGGUUCAAAUGGCUCUGGUUGACACUUUGUCUUGUUUAGGCAUCACCCCUGAUGCUGUCCUAGGCCAUUCUGCAGGCGAGACAGCCUUGUUAUAUGCCUCUGGAGCAGGUUCAAAGGUCAUGGCCAUGGAGCUGGCCAUAGCUAGAAGUCAGGCCAUGAUGUUACUGGAGGAUCAGAAUGGUGCAAUGGCUGCACUUUCUUGUUCUCAGAUCAUGGCUGAGGAGAUCAUCAAGAAAGUCAGGGAUCAACUUGGUGAUGGUCCUCUGGAGAUCGGAUGUCUCAAUGGUCCCGAUGCAAUCACACUGUCUGGCCUUGCCUCCCAUAUUGAUUUAGCUGUCGACAUAGCACGCUCCGCAGGGUUCCUAUCAAGGCGACUGACCACUCGCACUCCCGUACAUUCCUCGAUGAUGGAAAAGUGUGCCAUUGAGUACAAGGAACGUGUUUCACGCGUCUUUUCACACUAUCCUGUGGUUGCUCCUACUGUCGCUGUGUAUUCAACAGUAAGUGGGCAGCGACUCUCCGGCACAUUCAGUCAAGAUUACUUUUGGGACAAUGCUCGUCAGCUGGUUAAAUUCACCCAUGCUGUAGAGGCUCUUGCAGCAGACCACCCAGAUGUGACCUUCAUCGAGAUUUCACCCCAUCCAGUCCUCACUCACUAUAUUCAAUCCAUCAUUGGUUCAGAUGCUGUCGUCACCUGCCCCAUGUCAAGACCAAAGCACUCGGAAGUCAGUCGAGAGGUCGAACUCUAUCAGUUCGCUGAGUGCCUCGGGAGACUCGUCGUGUCUGGGCACAACUUUACUGGUCUUGAGAUCUUUGCCCGGGGAACCUGCAAGACGGAUCAGCCUCCUCCUUCAUAUCCAUUUUCAGUAAAACAGAUACCGUAUGUAGCGCCAACACUUCAAAUCAUGAGACAGAGGCAACACCGAAAUGGACCCUUGAACUAUCCACAGCUUCAGCUCAACACAAAGACACACCCAGAGUUGGCAGGUCACAUUAUCAAGGAUGAGCCAAUCAUGCCUGCUGCUGGUUUUCUGGAAAUGGUCAGUCAUUACUUACUGUAUUUUCGUGGCUCUGCAACUGAGGGGAAUACACGCGCUCGAGUCCGUGCAUGGUGCAUCCAAAGAAUGGGACGCCUCAAGCACAUUGACAUGAGAGGUAGAAAUCCUAAUGUUCUAGUAAGACAGACAGCUGACCGUUCCUGUAUAGAUUUCUACAGGCGAUUUACUUCUUUCGCUCAAUAUGGCUCCACAUAUCAGCGUGUCACAUCGUGCUAUCAUGGUUUCCAAAAGGAUGGGCAAGAGGAAAUACUCAUACAGCUGCGUGGCAAUGACGGAGACCUCCCCAGUUUGGAUAACUACGUCAUUCACCCCGCGAUUCUUGACGCGGCCAUGCAUGCUUUAGUGCACCCUGUUAUGACCGGUAGAGAAGAUAAGUCUCGAUAUUACCUUCCUUCAAGGAUUGGAGCCCUCCUCGUUCACAGGGCUUUGUUGCACAAAUCCUUUUCCGGGACAUUAUUCACUCACGCAACUCUGACGGAGUGGACUCCGGAUACAACGACAUAUGAUGUCUCCAUUUUUGACACUCAUGGUGCAUGUCUCUGCACGAUAGAGGCCUUAGAAGUGGCGCUCCAUGGUCCCCGCAGGGAGCAAGUUCAUUUCCGGUACGAGUUGACAUACGUGGAACCCUUAGGCGAAACCACAGGAUUGGAGUUGGGUUAUGCGGGUUCCCCUGAUAGCAUCACUCCGAGCUGUGGAAGUCCAGGGACAGCAUCUUCAGAGCAAACCGGGGUCUUCUUGUUUGUUGGAGAAAGCUUCGACGCAAUUGUGAUUGAAUAUGCUCGCGGACGAGAAAUGAAUAUCAAGCAGGCUAUCGUCGAGCUCGAUCCUCAUAUGAAUCUGUCCCUCUGGUUCAUUUCCGUGGAUGGGAUGAACGGACAAGCCUCCUUUGGUUUUACCAGGUCUCUGAGGCAGGAAUACCGCGCAUGGACCAUCAGAUGCGUAGUCUUUCCAUAUGCGUGGAAAAAGGAAAGAAUGAUUGCUGCUGUCCGUACCCUGGCAAACAGGGAUUGCGAACUCGAGGUAAUGAUCGGGGCACAUGAAGAAAUACUGGUUCCGAGGCUGGUACCUUCCGCCGCGCCGAGUCGUGCGGUCCCGUUCGAACCCGCGGAACCUUGGGUUCUGGAUGCAGGUGAAGUGACCCACAUAUCCCUGCCUGGAGUACCACAGAACCAUGUGCUCGUGCACGUCGCCGAUGUUUCGAUAAUAACAGACACAUUGUGGGCGUUUAUCGGGGAAAUCCAGGAUACCACACGCCGAGUUAUUGGCAUGACAGCCGGCCCACUCACGAAUGUCGUAGCCACGCAUGUUGGCAGCAUUGCAGAUAUCCCUAGCGAAUCGACUACAUCGGCGUUGGGCUCCGGUCAUAUCGCUCGUGCGAUCGGCAUCCUCUGUAUAGGACCUGCGAUAUUCCGUAAUCCCCUCCGGUUGAAUGGUGCUACAGCUCUUGUGACGCAAUCUUCAACUGAGCUCCGGCAGCAGCGUCCAAAUUACGUCGUGUCGGCAUGUCAGCGCUCGUCCUUGGAAGAGAUGUAUGCCGACAUUCUGCAUCCAGGCGGCAGGCUGCUUGUUUGGAGGGACAAGGGGGCGAAGAGCUUGCAUCACAUCUUGGAAUUCGACCCUUGGACCUUCGGCGACGCCUUGCGAUGCGCGCUCAAUGACGCAAUUGGCCUGGUAGGCAAGUCCUUUGUACCACUCUCCGCUUCACUAGGCAAGCAAAUCCCCGACGUCGUGGCACACAAGAGGACAUUAUUCAAAAAAGAUAAGACGUAUCUACUCAUAGGUGGAAUAGGGAGCCUAGGCAUAGAGAUAGCGCUGUGGAUGUAUCAGCUAGGUGCCCGGCAUAUUGUGCUCACGUCCCGCUCGGGAGUUGAAGGGGUUUCCCGGAGGGAACUUAGCUCUUCGAUGCGAAUUCUAUCUUAUUUGAAAGGACGCUCAGACCUGUCACUACGGCUUUUGAAGGUUGACGCCACCUCUUUGCAAGACAUGGGAGCUCUGGCCCAUGAUAUCGGUGAAAAUCUUGGCGGUUGUAUGCUCCUUUCAGGGAUCCUGGAGGACCGGACGUUCGCCCUGCAAACAGAAGAUACCUUCGAAAGACCUUUCCCACCUAAAAUCAACGCAUUCCUCACUCUACAAGAGACUAUGCCGGUGCACGAAAUGGAUUUUGUCAUUGUCUUCUCAUCAGUUGUCGCCGUGUUCGGGAACGCAGGUCAGACAAAUUACACGAGUGCAAACACCGCGUUAGCUGGGCUAGUGCAAAAUCGCCGGAAUAUGUUCUGUCUAGUAUGCCCUGCUGUCAAUGAUAGUGCGGUGGUGACGAGUCAUAUCGGGGACAGAGCAUAUCUUUCGCGUAUCUCACAUAUUUUCAGCUGGGGUGUCACCUGCUCUGAGUUAUGCAGUCAACUGGAAGAUGGGCUCCUUAUACUUGCAGAAAGACCCAUCUGGCAAUACGUCCCACAUCUGGACUGGAACACCAUUGCAUUGAAUAUGGGCCGCUCUAAAAUUUUUAACCACCUUAUAUCCGACGAAUAUGUUAGCAUCCGCGCGGCGGAUUCGCUUUCCUCACCCACGACUCUCCGAGGUGUGAUAUGUCAAGUCCUCGAAAUUGCGAUGGAAGACUUAUCUCCGGACGUUCCUUUGACGAGCUAUGGCCUGGACUCCCUGUCCGCUGCUUCUUUAUCAUCUGCACUUCUUCCGUUCGUCAAAGUGUCGCAGAUACAGCUUUUAGCUGAUGUUACGAUUCGGCAACUCGAGACGCGUAUGGAGGCUACCAUUAGCCAUAGCACUCAGAUACAAGCUCCCAAUAACGAGGACGAUCUCAAGGCCCAAGAGAUGCUCCAAUUGGUGGAGCACUUUGCGUUAGGCCUUGCGCUUAUGCAUCGUUCACGCAGUCGCGACGGGGCAUCAGUAUUCCCGAAUAAGAUCCCACUUCUGACCGGUACGACCGGCAGCCUCGGCUCGCAUGUGUUGUCCAGGUUGCUUAUGUCCACGGAGGUCGAGAAAAUCUACCUGCGGGAUAGCGUGACCCAUAUAGUGCACAUUGAAGCCCCUAUUGCAGACGCGAAGGUUGCCGUAGGAUCUGGGUACUCUGAAUCAAAAUGGGUUGCCGAAAGUCUCCUAGCUAUCGCGGCAGAGCGCGCUGCUCUGCCAGUUACCGUUGUCCGUGUUCAUCAGCUGAGUGGCUCCGACAACGGCGCCUGGAAGUCUUCUGAGUGGUUCCCAUCGAUGGUAUCCGCAAGUGUCGCCUUAGGGUACUUCCCCAGUGGACCUGAUACUAUAUCCUGGUUGCCCGUCUCAACAGCUGCAGCAGCACUGUCGGAGAUGAUCGACUCGGAGGAGCCAAUCCUCCAUCUUCGACACCCUUCGCCGGUUCCCUGGAGUAGUAUCGCCAAUCCCAUUGCCGCUUCUCUUAACCUCUCUACAAUCUCGUUCCAGGAGUGGUUCCAGCUUUUGCGAGAAGAGCUAGAGGCCAUUGACCGUGGGACCCGCACUAUGUCCAGAGAGCUGGAGCCAGGUAUCCGAGCCAUGGACGUAUACCGUACGGCUUGCCCGAUGGAUCACCCUGCUCGGGCAAUUACGGAUAGCAACGGCAUCACCGUCAUAUUGGCCAUGGAGAAAGCCCUGCAAUGCUCUCCGACCUUGCGAGACCCUCGUCUACCGCAGAUUCAGCCCAGUGAUGCCCUCAAAUGGAUAGAUUACUGGAGGAAGAUAGGGUUCCUGCCGGAACAAUGCUCAGGGCCAUCGGGUAUACGUUCCUCUUAA